This is a messenger RNA of Vitis vinifera (wine grape), 849 nucleotides long. RefSeq lists its product as uncharacterized. The transcript has a single exon. The record is from RefSeq and is a predicted model, not a curated record. NCBI's taxonomy places the organism in Eukaryota, Viridiplantae, Streptophyta, Magnoliopsida, Vitales, Vitaceae. Bases 71 to 517 code for a protein of 148 amino acids.
AAAGAGAAAAAGAAAGGGAGAGAUCAAUACGCAGAGAGAAAAAAACACAAGAAAUUGCAUAGAUAGAGAUAUGGGCAACAGUCUGAGGUGUUGUUUGGCUUGUGUUCUUCCUUGUGGAGCUCUGGAUUUGAUCCGUAUAGUGCAUUUAAGUGGCUACGUGGAGGAAAUUGCUAGACCAGUCACCGCCGGCGAGAUCCUCCAGGCCCAUCCGAACCAUGUACUCAGCAAACCCUGCUCACAAGGCGUCGUCCGGAAAAUUCUAAUCCUAUCGCCGGAGUCCGAGCUCAAAAGGGGCAGCAUAUACUUCCUAAUUCCGGCGACGUCGCUGCCGGAGAAGAAGAGAAGUGGCAGUGGCAGCAACCCCAAGAAGUCCUCCAAGAAGAGUAGUAGAAAGUGCAACACUGACGUUGGUUCAACGGAAAUGAUCUCUGAAAAGAAGUCCUCACGCCGGGAUCGCCGGAGCAGCGGCCGGGUCGGAGUAUGGCGGCCUCAUUUAGAGAGCAUUUUGGAAGACUGAUAACUUUUUUUUUGGGUCGCCGGAAUCUGAGAUUCCGGGGAAUAUAUCACAUGAAUGGUUCAAUUAUAUAUAUAUAUAUGGUUGUGCUACGUUUUUUUAAUGUACGUGGGACUAUUGGAAUUGGUUAUGUGGAUAAAUUUUCACUUUGUUCGAUCGCUUUGCUGCUUCGGUCUGCUUACAAUUAAUAAUAGCAGAUUUGGAGAUCCACUUUUUUUUAUGAGAAAAUCGUCUAUUCUCCCGAGAAAAUUACAGCAACAAGCUGAUCAAAACCUGUGUCUCCUUUGUACUCAUGUCAUGGAAAUGUAAGUAAUCAAAGUCACUAUAUUUGUCUC